UAAAACCAAUCGAUCCAAUGAAGUUCACAUUGUCAUUAGCAUUCCUUGCUCUCUCAACCCCUCUAUGUCAUGCUUGGGGCUCAGAAGCUCACACAACAGUCGGCCUGAUCGCCCAAUCCUUCCUCCUCCCUCGAACUCAAACGUUCAUUCUCUCCCUUCUUGACUCCAGAUACGACGGAUCCAUUGGUGCUGCUGCACCAUGGGCGGACGAGUACCGUAAUACAGCCGAGGGAAGAUAUUCUGGUGCUUACCACUACAUCGAUACUCUCGAUGAUCCACCCAACACAUGCGGAGUGGACUUGGAUAGAGAUUGCCCCUCGAGUCAUGGUUGCAUCGUGAGCGCAAUCGCAAACUACACCCAACGGCUCGGUGACGAGAGUCUGGGCAAAGACGAGCAAAAUAAGGCCCUCAAGUUCCUCGUGCACUUCCUCGGUGAUAUCACACAACCACUCCAUGCCUCGGGCCAUGCCCGAGGUGGGAAUGAAGUCAAGGUCACCUUCGCGGGAAAGCACCGUAGCCUUCACGGUAUCUGGGACGACGAUAUUCCUCAAUAUCUUCUCCGCUCAAAGUACAGUGACUCGAUAACGUUCUGGACACAAUCGCUGGUGGACCGGAUUAAAGCAAACACUCUAUUGACGCCAAAGGAGGAGUGGACGACUUGUGUCGACCCGGAUCAAGCUGUCCGAUGUGCUACUGAAUGGGCAACGGACUCCAACAAAUAUGACUGCUCGUACGUGUAUAGCGCGCUGAACGACACCUCGACGGAUUUGUCUGGGGAGUACUUCAGAAAUUCCGUGGAUAUUGUGGAGCUACAGGUCGCAAAAGGUGGUUUGAGGUUGGCGGCUUGGUUGAACAGUGUUGUUACCGGAGAGCAUGGACUUUCAGAGGACCAUGGAGACAGAUUCGUUCUGCAGCACCCCGAGUUAUGACUGUCGGAGUGAGGGAAGCAGACAUUGUUGUACUUUUAGCACUUCAUACCAGUAUACCGGUACCCUCAGAAAGCGAUCCACGGGAAAAGACAGCCA
Saitoella complicata NRRL Y-17804 is the source of this 1025-nucleotide messenger RNA. RefSeq names its product nuclease S1. Gene Ontology annotation, molecular function: endonuclease activity; nucleic acid binding. NCBI's taxonomy places the organism in Eukaryota, Fungi, Ascomycota, Saitoellomycetes, Saitoellales, Saitoellaceae. The record is from RefSeq and is a predicted model, not a curated record. Gene Ontology annotation, biological process: DNA catabolic process. The transcript has 2 exons. The coding region runs from base 18 to 929 and encodes 303 amino acids.